AUGGCAGAGGGAGGCUGUGCGAAAACAGAGGAGGAGGAGGGGCAGGCCACUGAGGAAGACCCUCAGUUGUACCAUGGCGUGGGCAUGUGCAAGUGGUUCAAUGUACGGAUGGGCUUUGGAUUCCUGUCCAUGACCACACGAGAUGGUGUGCCUUUAGAAACUCCAGUCGACGUGUUUGUCCACCAGAGUAAACUGUACAUGGAGGGUUUCCGCAGUCUGAAGGAGGGCGAAGCUGUUGAAUUCACGUUCAAAAAAUCGUCCAAGGGUCUUGAGUCUCUGCGAGUCACUGGACCUGGAGGAGCACACUGUGUGGGCAGCGAGAGGAGACCCAAAGGCAAGAGUGUCCAGAAACGCCGGUCCAAAGGAGACAGGUGUUACAAUUGUGGCGGUCAGGACCAUCAUGCCAAGGAGUGCAAGUUGCCUCCCCAACCUAAAAGAUGCCAUUUCUGCCAAAGCGUGAUGCACAUGGUUGCCAACUGCCCUGUGAAAGCUCAGCAGUCAUCGCAGCGGUCUCAGGGAAAGUCGUCCUCUGGCACAGGGGAGAAAGCAGAGCACAAUUAUUCUCCACCAACCACUGGGAGCGCUGACUGA
Molecule: messenger RNA, 591 nt
Organism: Myxocyprinus asiaticus (Chinese sucker)
Lineage: Eukaryota; Metazoa; Chordata; Actinopteri; Cypriniformes; Catostomidae
Product: protein lin-28 homolog A-like
Exons: 4
Coding region: 1-591 (196 amino acids)
Molecular function (GO): zinc ion binding; nucleic acid binding
Source: RefSeq, a predicted model, not a curated record